AUGGUGUGGCCAGUUGGUCCACCCCCUGCACGACGGUGUGGCCAGUUGGUCCACCCCUGCACGACGGUGUGGCCAGUUGGUCCACCCCUGCACGACGGUGUGGCCACUUGGUCCUCCCCCUGCACGACGGUGUGGCCAGUUGGUCCACCCCUGCACGACGGUGUGGCCAGUUGGUCCACCCCUGCACGACGGUGUGGCCAGUUGGUCCUCCCCCUGCACGACGGUGUGGCCAGUUGGUCCACCCCUGCACGACGGUGUGGCCAGUUGGUCCACCCCUGCACGACGGUGUGGCCAGUUGGUCCACCCCUGCACGACGGUGUGGCCAGUUGGUCCUCCCCCUGCACGACGGUGUGGCCAGUUGGACCACCCCUGCACGACGGUGUGGCCAGUUGGUCCACCCCUGCACGACGGUGUGGCCAGUUGGUCCACCCCUGCACGACGGUGUGGCCAGUUGGUCCACCCCUGCACGACGGUGUGGCCAGUUGGUCCACCCCUACACGACGGUGUGGCCAGUUGGUCCACCCCUGCACGACGGUGUGGCCAGUUGGUCCCCCCCUGCACGUCGGUGUGGCCAGUUGGUCCUCCCCCUGCACGACGGUGUGGCCAGUUGGUCCACCCCUGCACGACGGUGUGGCCAGUUGGUCCACCCCUGCCCGACGGUGUGGCCAGUUGGUCCACCCCAGCACGACGGUGUGGCCAGUUGGUCCACCCCUGCACGACGGUGUGGCCAGUUGGUCCACCCCUGCACGACGGUGUGGCCAGUUGGUCCACCCCUGCACGACGGUGUGGCCAGUUGGUCCACCCCUGCACGACGGUGUGGCCAGUUGGUCCACCCCUACACGACGGUGUGGCCAGUUGGUCCACCCCUGCACGACGGUGUGGCCAGUUGGUCCCCCCCCUGCACGACGGUGUGGCCAGUUGGUCCUCCCCCUGCACGACGGUGUGGCUAGUUGGUCCACCCCUGCACGACGGUGUGGCCAGUUGGUCCACCCCUGCACGACGGUGUGGCCAGUUGGUCCACCCCUGCACGACGGUGUGACCAGUUGGUCCACCCCUGCACGACGGUGUGGCCAGUUGGUCCUCCCCCUGCACGACGGUGUGGCCAGUUGGUCCACCCCUGCACGACGGUGUGGCCAGUUGGUCCACCCCUGCACGACGGUGUGGCCAGUUGGUCCACCCCUGCACGACGGUGUGGCCAGUUGGUCCUCCCCCUGCACGACGGUGUGGCCAGUUGGUACACCCCUGCUCGACGGUGUGGCCAGUUGGUCCACCCCCUGCACGACGGUGUGGCCAGUUGGUCCACCCCUGCACGACGGUGUGGCCAGUUGGUCCACCCCUGCACGACGGUGUGGCCAGUUGGUCCACCCCCUGCACGACGGUGUGGCCUCCCACGCUCUCUCGUGCUCACAGGACACCUCUCGUGCUAUUCCGUUUUCUCUGUCGGUUACUCUUGCUCUCACACUCUCCCGUACACGCAUGCACCCUCCCGUGCUCACCUACAUCCUCCCCGUGCACUCCUACGCCCUCUCGUGCACUCCUCAUCCCCUCCGUGCACUCCCACGCCCUCCCGUGCACUCCCACGCCCUCCCGUGCACUCCCACGCCCUCCCGUGCACUCCCACGCCCUCCCGUGCACUCCCACGCCCUCCCGUGCACUCCCACGCCCUCCCGUGCACUCCCACGCCCUCCCGUGCACUCCUAA
Molecule: messenger RNA, 1701 nt
Organism: Procambarus clarkii (red swamp crayfish)
Lineage: Eukaryota; Metazoa; Arthropoda; Malacostraca; Decapoda; Cambaridae
Source: RefSeq, a predicted model, not a curated record